AUGCAUAGAGAAUUUCUAUAUAUUCAACCAAUUGGAAGUAUGAAUUGGUUAUUACAUACACUUUAUACCCAAUCAGCGUUUUCCAAGUGUACAGAUAUCAUUAAAAAGUGUACUAAUGGGCAGUUUAUGUUAAAUGACGAUUACCAUUUGUAUUGUUUAAGUCUAAUAAAUCGACUUGGUGGGUGUAUACAACAAUCCUUGGAUAGUUUAUUUAAAUGUUUGGAGCAUAACAACAAGUCAGUUGAUAUAAUGAAGCAAAUCGCAAAGUCAUUGUAUUUACAAGGUCAUCAUAAUGAAGCAUUGGAAAUUUAUCAAGAUGCUUUAAAACUUAAUCAAAAUGAUUGGGAAAUACCAUUUGGACAAGGUAUAUGUUAUUUCUACAUGAAAAAAUUUGAAUCGGCUGAAAAGUAUUUUAAAAAAUCUAGUAAACUUACCAAAAGCAUUAAACCUUUGAAAUGGUUAACAAAAGUUCAUUUAGAAAAGAGCUCAAUAAAUUCUGCUAUUGCAACUUUGAAGAAAGCAACCUCACUAGUACCUGAAGAUCCGGAUAUCUUAUCUAAUCUGGGUUCAUUAUAUUUCCAAACCAAUCAAGAACAAUUAGCAUUUGAAUGUUUAAGCUCAGCAAUUAUUUUAAAACCGGAUCAUUUUGAUGCAAAUCAAUUAGCUGGUUUAGUUAUUACACUGCAUAAAGAUUAUGAUGUGGCAUUGAAUAAAUAUCGAUCAAUAUUAAAACAAUCUUCUGAAAGUUCAAUAUUAUGGAAUAAUAUUGGUGUAGCACUAAUGGGUAAAAGAAAUUUAAUAGCUUCUAUUACUUGUUUUAAACGUGCCAGUUACUUAACACCAUUCGAUUGGAGAAUAUCAAUUAAUCUGGGCAUAAUUUAUAUGCAUACAUCACAAUGGUUGAGUGCAUUUCAACAUAUCACUACAUCAAUUAAUCUGUUUAAUAUCAUUAAACAAAGAUCAAUCCAUCGUUCUGUUAUAAAUGAUAAUGAUGACAAAAAUAAUCAUAAAACUACUCAUGAUGUUGGCAUGUUAUAUUGUUUUUUGGGUUAUUGUUUAAUUAAAUUAAAUGAAUAUUCCAAAGCUUAUGAAGCUUUUAUGAAUGCAUAUAAACAAAGCAAGUGGAUAAAUUAGUCAAUCAAUUGGAUACACAUCUUAGACAAAAUACUACAGAAUCAACUGAUUCUAUGCAAAUUUCAAUAUAGUUCAAUGAAUAUCUGUAUGUGGGAAUUUAUUUUUAAAAAGUUCUUAUUAUGGUUAUCAACUUUUAACUGCAAAAUAUGAAGUACAAUCGUUGAAAUGCAAGUGUUUACUUUCUCACCCUUUCCAUCUAAAAAAAAUUCUUUAUUAAUGGUUAGUUUUAUAAAUUUUCUAGUGUUCGUUCUGAGGUUGUUCUUUUUUGUAUUUUAAUUUCUAUAAAGUUUAAGAUCAUUUCAAUUGUCAUGACGAUAGUGAUAUGUCUCGAUGAGAAUAAUGAAUGGUAAUUGUUAGAAUCUAUUUCUGGUCUAAUACUAUACGUAUAUUUUUAUCGUAUAAUUGUUAAUUAACUAAACUAUUCAUAUUCGUGUCUCUCUUAUCAUAAGCUUUAUUUUAACCUAUUAACUGUUAUUAUACGACUUUCCACUCUUGAAUUAUUCCCUGUCUAUUAAUCAUUACCUCCCACAUUUACAGCCACAUUUGGCCAAAUCUUGUACAAAUGUUAUUUUCUAUUUUAUGGUACGAUGUGGUCUGCUUGAUUGGUAUAUAAACAGAGUAUGUUUGAAAUACAUGAUUCAUAUUGCAGAGGAUGAGACUGGUGUUCUGGACUUAACUGGCUGGGCUAGACGGAAAGCAGGGUUAAUCAAGACACUAGACUGCUCUCACGUGUUUUACGCGUCCUUGGUUCGAUCGAUAAUUCACUGUUCUCUAAUUGGAGGUACCAUUACGUUAUACGUUAACAGGGCACACAGGCCGCAAGUUAUAACAUGUUCCGACACGUCUCUUGUGUGUGAAGUGGUAGUUAAUCUCUUUGGUUUCGACGGCGAAACGCCUUCAGUAAACAUAAAGACAGUGAACAGGAAUACUCUAUACAUAUGGCUAUAGUUAAAUGUAAAGAUACUCAGUCCGAGUCAAUUAAGCUCAUACAGUCAACUUAUUGGGGGACAGUAACGCUGAACUCACUUAAAAACAGUUUUAAAAAGUGGAAACAAUUGGAAGAGACAUUUCCGUGGCUGCAAACUAACAAAUGAUAGUUGUUUAGUAGUAUAAGCCAUAGUGUUCCGCAUUGACUCUCACCUUCCAAUCAAUGUAUCACUAUAUUUGCCUCUAAACAUCUGUUUAGGGAAUCCAUUCCCUGUCAGCUAUGUAGCAUAUGAUAACACUAAGCCUAUCUCAAGAACUGUGAACAGCCUUGUUAUUGGAAGAGCUAUGGUACUUAAUAAGAACAUGUUGAAUGAAAAUAAUUGUAAAUCCACUUUGGAAUAUGAUAUCCUACCGAGCAUGUGGCUUCCAGAUAUAUUGAUUUAAUGAUAUUGGUUAAACUAUGCUCAUUUAUGUGAUUAGUUUGAAUGCCUGUGCCAUUUGUACUAAUGAUUCCUUUGUGCCUACUUGCCCACCGAUUGCGAAUUCCAAAUACAAUACGUCCAUUUGUACGCAUCUAAUUUUUUGCUUGACUUAAACAGCACUAUUUCGGGAACUCCUAGUUAGUACAAUAAUUCAAAUACUUCCAAUCAUAAUGACCUGUACGUGAUUCUCAAUAUUCUUUUAUCUGGUUGUCUGUCUGUGUGUCUAUAUAUUCAUUAAUCAUGUUCGGUUACUACAUUGAUUUAUGAAUAAUUGAGAUGUGACGACACUCAGGACAGUUUGUUUUCAUCUCAUCAAAAUGCAGAUUAGACUAGUAGAGUUUAAUCCUUGAUAUAUUUCACGACAAUGUUAUUACCUGGAAUUCUAUUGUGUCAGCGUUAUUUCUAUACUAAUAUAAUUGCUAGUUAUUUCAAUUACCAUUGUCAAUAUAAAUACAAUUCAAACACAAAGAGAUCUGAUUUUGGUGUUAACUCAAUACUGCUACUUUUCCAGUCCAUUUAAUCUGCUUUAAAUGCGAACAAUUUAACCAAUACUAAGAAAUAAAUCAACUCUGUUCUUCCCACCAGUGAGAUUCAACGUGGAACCUGCUGAUUCCCAAAAGAUAAGAUGGGGAUAUUAACAUGAUGUAUGCUAUCUGUCAUAGAUCUCAUUGUUUUAAUAGGUUGCUAACGUUAUUAUUAUCCUACACCACCUUAGGCUAUAUCAAGAAAGAGGAUGUCAACUAAUACUCGUGACAUUUUCUGUGAUUUUAAGACGUCGACCGUAGACUGGAACAACGCACCGCAUGUAAAAGUUUUCAGAGCCUUUUUCUAAACAAUCUUAUAACACUCCAUCUCUGACUUGAUAAACAGUGAAUUCCAUACUCUUGAGUUUAGAUCGAUAUCAAUAAUCACAUUAGGGUUAACAAUUAUGUCAAACUACUAUUUACUGCAAUAAGAGCUAUCUAAUAUGCACAAACAUUGCGAAAAUUAAUGUGCGACGUCAAAAUGUUUGACCGAGACUGAGGGAUAAAGAAACCCGAAAAGACUCGAUAACAAGUACUGUGUGAACAAGAAACGGUGUUCCAGCACUUUCAGCAGGUCUCAUGUUGAAGCUGGCAUGAUAUGAUUGAUAGAGUUGAAGGAUUUCUACAUUAUUACAACCACAGUAAAAAUAUUUUUUCGGAGACGCAUUUAAAUUCUACAAACGCUUUAUGGAUACAAUAACUAUGAAAUUGUCUCAAUAUCUUUGAGAUGUUCAUUGAAUUCAAUAGAAAACACGCUACUUAACUGAAUGAUUCCCAGGUUACCUCAAAGACAUCCCAUAAAUGUCCGCUUUGCCCGUUCGUAACCUAAGGUAGGUUACUAGGCUACUUUCACCAAAACAUGAGGUAUAAGUUUCAGGAUUGUCAUUCACCAGGUCUAACCAGCGUAGUCUUCAAGAUUCUAAAGUAGAUAUGUAGAAGAGUUGGGAUUACCAAUUGUAUUCGAAUUGGGAUUACCAAUUGUAGCGUGGCGUCGAGUUGAGAUUAACUAUGAACACCGCUACCAAGAAACACGUGCCAAGCGAAUCAGAAGGCGUAAGAAGCUCGUUCCAAAUGACUCCAUAAAAUCCCCGAGAAGCCAAAUAUCAGAAGACAGUUAAUGGACCAAGUCGAGGUUUAUUAGCUGGCGAUCUCGUGGCAUCGAAAGGAUACCGAGAUCGUGCCAGGAUACAAGCUUGGUUACAGAAGGUAACCGAAUUCGCGCGAAGUUACAAUCGAAGUGUAAGUAUAUUAAUGGAAGCACAAAAUAGCCGUCAUUAGCACAGUCAAACAAAAGCACGUUAAAACAAACACUGGUACAGUUGGUUAUAAUAAUAAUUGUUUUUAUUAAACCAGUCGUGUUCUCGUGAUAAACGUGAGUCACUACAGGAGCCCCCCGCUAGAAAGGGUUUACACUUUCGAUAAAUAGCGGUUUGAAUCGUGGGACUGAUCGGCUGACGAGCGAUUGUAGGACGGAAGAAUUGGCGAACAGGAAAGCGAUCGUUGAUCGUCGAGUUGCCAACGAAGGUCGUUUUCGGAGAACAGUACCAGGAACGAUGUGUUGUAUUUAUUGCUCGAGUUGGCAUGCUACACCAGAGUGGUUUGUAUCCAGAAUCUGAAGAGGGCGUUCGUACGGGUCCGGACCAUAAACGCUGCAGACGAAGGACGAAACCACGUUGAGCCGAUGAACCAGAAGCGACCAUAACGACCAAGUUCGAGACCAAGCAUAUGCCAAGCAUUCGAAACCAAUAUAUCGACUGAGUACGUUGACAAGAGCGUGGGUGAUCAGGCCAGCUUUCGCCAAAGUUGACUGAAGUCGACGGAACCAAACGUAGAUGGUCGAAGGCGUGGGCUCAGGAAACAAAAAGAAAAUCAAAAAAAGAAGAGUGUAGCAUACGUGUAGUAUAGGAAUAAUCCUAUACCGUAUCGGUUGUUGACUGUGCGACUAGUCGCGGAGGCGUACGGGCAACCGUACUCGGCGACCGGAACGUGAGACGGCAGUCUCGUUCGUAUUUCGUGAGCCUGCAAUCUCAUCCGAGGUCAGAGGCGGCGUGGUCUGCUGAUCUGGACGUGAGACUGUCGUCUCGUCCGUAGACGAUGCAGAUGACGCGUGCUGUUGACCGGGACGUGAGAAUGAGGUCUCAGAUGCAUCUAGCGUGGGACCUGAAGAAGAUUUAAGGAUCCCGCUAGGUGUGAUAGGUCUAGCAUUGAAUCUCAGGGUGUCAGAUAGGGCACUGUCAUCGACGUGUGCUGGUCUGAGACGAUCAAUGCUGACGAUCUCGACGCGUCCAUAUCGAUCAACCUUGAAGGUCUUUUCGUGACGAGCGAUCACGUGAAAAGGGCCUUCGUAAGGUUGUUGCCAAGGUUUGCGUACCGAAUCUACUUGUACAAAAACAUGUGAACAGGUAGAUAACUCUCGAGGGAGAGCGACCUGUCGAUGUUGUAUUCGAGUUGACACCGGAGACAGCAUUCGCAUAAAUGCAGACAGUCGAUGGACGUAGUCUGAUUUACCGAAAUUAGGUCUGCUCCGUGGUGUGAAGAAUUCUCCGGGCAGACGCAAUGUCGUGCCGUAUACAAGCUCAGUGGCGGAACAUUGGAUAUCUGCCUUUAAGCUCGUUCUCGCCCCUAAAAGAACGAGCGGUAUGGUUUCGUGCCAGUUGCCGUUUUCGUGUGCUCGUAGAACACUUUUAAGUUGGCAGUGAAACCGUUCAACUUAACCAUUUGGUGCUGGGUGGUAGACGGAUAUGCUUAUGCGUAUGCAUUCCGUACCAAGCAGCUGGGUCAGCGAGGAGAAUCGUUAAUAGGGUAACAUUUCUCGAAUAAAGCGUGGAAUUCAUCAUCACGUGAAUAAAAAGUGACAAGGAUUCGGUACACAUACGUGUGAGUCUAUUAUAUUAAUACUAUUCUUAUCGUUAUCCGUCAUGUCGCGUAUAUUAUAUAUAAAAAAUAUGAAAAUAUACGACAGACGUGGAUAGAUAAAUCAUAGACUCACCGAAUUGGCUUCUUUGGAAGAUUUGAUCAGAAGUUGAGGCGUGUUCCAAAAUACGGGUCACCAAUUGUAGUCGAAUUGGGAUUACCAAUUGUAGCGUGGCGUCGAGUUGAGAUUAACUAUGAACACCGCUACCAAGAAACACGUGCCAAGCGAAUCAGAAGGCGUAAGAAGCUCGUUCCAAAUGACUCCAUAAAAUCCCCGAGAAGCCAAAUAUCAGAAGACAGUUAAUGGACCAAGUCGAGGUUUAUUAGCUGGCGAUCUCGUGGCAUCGAAAGGAUACCGAGAUCGUGCCAGGAUACAAGCUUGGUUACAGAAGGUAACCGAAUUCGCGCGAAGUUACAAUCGAAGUGUAAGUAUAUU
Molecule: messenger RNA, 6416 nt
Organism: Schistosoma curassoni
Lineage: Eukaryota; Metazoa; Platyhelminthes; Trematoda; Strigeidida; Schistosomatidae
Source: the annotation of a GenBank genome assembly